GUCAAAAUUUUCAAUUUUUCAGAUUCCACACCUUAAUGGGUGUGAUUUAAGAUCAAGAAAUCAUGUUGGGUGCUGUCCAAUUAGGACUUUUUGCAGCAGGGGUUGUACUUUUUGUCCCUAUGGGUAUGGCAGGUUGGCAUUUAAGCCGUAACAAGAUGCUCUUUUUCAGCUGUGCCCUUUUCAUCACUCUUGCUGUUGGUGUUCAUCUUGUUCCAUAUUUCCCUUCUGUUGCAUCUUUUCUUUCAUCAGGUUCAAGUUCAGGUUCAGAUUCUUUAUCAUCUGUUAUUGUAAAUCGUGAUUCUUGUUUUUCUUUACUUCAUCAAGUAGCAUUUGAUUUUCAAGAAUUGAGUAAUAAUAGUAAAAGGGGUUCUUGGAAAUGGGUUGAGUCUGAAAAUGUUGUAGAUUGUGAUUUCCAGAAGUUGACUAAGAAUGAUGCUUCAGAUUUGUUAAAUGGGUCAUGGGUUGUUGUUGCUGGGGAUUCACAAGCAAGGUUAAUGGUGGUUUCACUUUUGGAGUUGUUAUUGGGGGAAAGUAAGAUGGAGAUAAUAAAGAAGGAUCUUUUCUUGAGGCAUAGUGAUUAUAACAUAUUUGUUGAUGAGAUUGGGAUGAAGCUGGACUUUAUAUGGGCACCUUAUAUGAGUAAUUUGACUGAUUUGAUAAUGGGGUUUAAAGAAAAAAAGAGUUAUCCUGAUGUAUUUGUGAUGGGGGCAGGGUUAUGGGAUAUGUUACACGUAAAUAAUGUGUCGGAAUAUGGUGUUUCGUUAAAGUCUUUGAAGGAUUCAGUAGUGUUGUUGUUACCAGUUUCUUCAGCGUUUGCUAACGGUGAUGGUUCUGGGACGAAUAAUGUGAUUCCACUUCGGUCACCCAACUUGUUUUGGUUGGGGAUGCCUAAGUUGAUAAGCUCAAUGUUGAAAACAGAUGAGAAGAGGGAGAAGAUGGAUGAUGUAAUGUGGCAAGCUUAUAAUGACGAACUUUACAGAAGUAAGCUGCUUCAACAAUCUGGUGGACCGUUGUUUUUGCUGGACGUGCAUUCAUUGAGUAAUAACUGUGGAGCUGAUUGUAUGUCCGAUGGGAUGCAUUAUCAGGGGGCUGUCUAUGAAGCUGCUGUACAUAUCAUGUUAAAUGGAUUGCUGAUAGAAUCUAACCAGAAGCUAUGAUGAAGCAAUUAUGGUUAACGAUGUGACACCCUUCCACAAUGGGAAAGGGCAAUCUAAUUACUAUGGUAAUUGCUAGAGCUCAUACUUCAAUAAUGUCGAUGAAUAUUUUUUUUCCAAGUAUUCAUUUGGCAACUGAUAUUUCUAUAGCAAGAAUUCAUUGAUGGUAGUUCAUAUUCUUUUCCCCUUGUUCAUUUGUAUGAUUACUGAU
Solanum tuberosum (potato) is the source of this 1365-nucleotide messenger RNA. RefSeq lists its product as uncharacterized. The record is from RefSeq and is a predicted model, not a curated record. Gene Ontology annotation, molecular function: acetyltransferase activity. Gene Ontology annotation, biological process: xylan biosynthetic process. Gene Ontology annotation, cellular component: Golgi apparatus. NCBI's taxonomy places the organism in Eukaryota, Viridiplantae, Streptophyta, Magnoliopsida, Solanales, Solanaceae. The transcript has a single exon. Bases 63 to 1157 code for a protein of 364 amino acids.